AUGGAAAAUAUUACUCUUGAUCAAUACCUUCAAUCAGCAGUUGAUGUUGUUAAAGAGAUUGGCCCAAUGAUUUUAAAAAACUAUAACAGUCGUUCAAAACAAAUUGAAUACAAAGGUGCUAUUGAUUUAGUUACUGAUACUGAUAAAGCUGUUGAAGAACAUAUUAUUAAAACAUUGACAACUAAAUAUCCACAUACAAAGAUUUUAGGAGAAGAAUCAACUAAAGAUGGAAUUUACAAUUGGGGUAAUGAACCAACAUGGGUAAUUGAUCCAAUUGAUGGUACAACCAAUUUCGUUCAUAGAUUCCCAUUAUUUUGUGUUUCAAUUGCAUUAUCAAUAAACAAAGAAAUUGUUGUUGCUUGUUUAUAUGCACCAGUAUUGGAUGAAUUAUUCACAGCAACUAAAGGUGGUGGUGCCUUUUUAAAUGGUGAAUCAAUUUCAGUUUCAUCUGUUGAACAUCUUUCACAAUCAAUCAUUUCAACAAAUGUUGGUUAUGAUAGAUCCGAUAAAGGUAUUGAAUUUAUGUUAACUAAUUUCAAAAAUAUUUUAAAGGAUAAUGUUCAAGCAUUAAGAUUCUCAGGUACAGCAGCAUGGGAAAUGGCAAGUGUAUCAUGUGGUAGAGUUGAUAGUUUCUAUGAAUGGGGUAUUCAUCCAUGGGAUAUUGCUGCUGCCUCUUUAUUAAUUACAGAAGCUGGCGGUGUUGUUGUUGACCCAUCAGGUGGUAAAUGUGAUAUGGAAUCUAGAAAAGUUUUAUGUGGUAAUCCAAAUAUUGUUAAUAAAUUAUCAAAAUUAUUAAUUGAAAAACCAACUUCUAAUUAA
Dictyostelium discoideum AX4 is the source of this 819-nucleotide messenger RNA. RefSeq names its product inositol-phosphate phosphatase (gene impa1). Gene Ontology annotation, cellular component: cytoplasm. The record is from RefSeq and is a predicted model, not a curated record. Gene Ontology annotation, biological process: phosphatidylinositol dephosphorylation; inositol biosynthetic process. Bases 1 to 819 code for a protein of 272 amino acids. The transcript is spliced from 3 exons. Gene Ontology annotation, molecular function: inositol monophosphate phosphatase activity. NCBI's taxonomy places the organism in Eukaryota, Evosea, Eumycetozoa, Dictyosteliales, Dictyosteliaceae.